Messenger RNA from Porites lobata, 714 nucleotides. Lineage: Eukaryota; Metazoa; Cnidaria; Anthozoa; Scleractinia; Poritidae. The record is from the annotation of a GenBank genome assembly.
AUGAAAAUAUUGAAAGCCAAGCGAAGAGAAAAAAAUAAGCGUCAUCCACCUAUAAAAAGAAAAGUACCAGUCGAGUACCCUUGCCCGUCUUUAUCUCCUACAACAACAAGAAGCCAAAGCGCAAGCCACGCAUCAGAAUCGGCUAAUACACGGUACCGUAUAGUUGACUGGGGAUAUUUAUCAGAACAACUGGAUAAAUGUGCCAAAUGUGGUGUGGGUCCCCUGAACUUGAAAAACACGACAAACGAGAGGAGAGCUGGCUUGGGGUACUUGAUAAGGAUAAGAUGUGAUUACUGUCAGGAAACAAAUGUCGUUCGGACCGAAGAAGUUCACACUAAGAUUAACCAACGAGGGCCAAAACGCUUCAAACUGAACGAGCGCUGUGUUCUUGGUACCCUUCAUUCUGGGAAUGGGAAUACGCAGCUGGAACAUCUUCUUUCUCCAAUGGAUGUGAAAUCCAUGACUUCAAAAACCUACAAGAGUAUCGAGAGAAGCGUGGGACCGCAAACUGAAAAGGUAGCAAGAACGAGUUGCUCUAACUGGCUUGAUCAGGAAGUAAAGAGCACUGACGGGAACAACGACCUCGCAAUCUCCUACGAUAUGGGGUGGCAGAAAAGGGGUAAUGCUAGGAACUCAAGGAGAGGACAAUGCACUGCUGCUGGACGAGCUACGGGUAAAAUUGUUGACUUUGAAACGAGGAACACCGCCUGCUGA